Molecule: messenger RNA, 1138 nt
Organism: Lathyrus oleraceus (garden pea)
Lineage: Eukaryota; Viridiplantae; Streptophyta; Magnoliopsida; Fabales; Fabaceae
Product: BTB/POZ domain-containing protein At3g56230
Exons: 3
Coding region: 178-984 (268 amino acids)
Molecular function (GO): protein binding
Source: RefSeq, a predicted model, not a curated record
UCAUUUCUUAUAAGGUCCAAGGAACAUUAAUAUGUUAUAUAAAUAAUAAAUGGUAGAGGACAACUACAUAUAUAUACAAAGUUCAGAAGAAUCAUAUAUGUGUAUGUUAUCUCUUUCAUUUUCCUCUUUUUUGUGUGUGUAAUUUAAGAAAGAAGAGGAAAAUUCUAAGAAGAAAAAAUGGAUUGUUGUGUGUGCACAACUAUGCCGUUAAUAUUAAGGCCUCCAAGGAAUACAAUAUGUGGAUCCUGCUAUGAAGGAGUUAGAAGCAUAAUCAACAUGAUGAACGAUCUUGAAAGUGACAAAACAAAAGCAAUCACUACUCCAACUGAUUCUCCGGUUUCGCGGCGAAAUUCGAGUAAGACACUUGAUGAUUGCAUAAAAUUGUGUUCAGAACAAAUAGAGAAGUUUAAUCAACAAAAACAAGAUUUGGGUUUUCUCAGAGGCUUUCUUGCUGCAUUCAAAGAACAAAUUCAUACAGAUAUAUUGAUUUGUCCAGGCAAUCAUGGUCCACCGAUUCCUGCGCAUAAAUCCGUUUUGGCUGCAAGAUCAGAAAUUUUCAAGAACAUGCUAGAGAGUGAUGAAUGUAAAGCUGCACCAAGUUGUAACACAAUAACUAUACCAGAUUUGAAGCAUGAAGAACUAGAAUCUCUGUUAGAGUUUCUGUACAGUGGAACAUUGGCUUUGGAAAAAUUGGAGAAACAUGUGUAUGCUUUGUCACAAGCAGCUGAUAAGUAUAUUAUUCCACACUUGUUGAAAUACUGUGAAAGAUUCUUGCUUAACUCAAUAAGCAGUUCUAAUGCAUUUGAGACACUAGAGAUUGCUGAUACUUGUUCAAACCAAAAUUUGAAGGAGACAGCUUUUAAUUUCUUAGUUAAGAAUAUUGAGUUUAUGGUUUCUUCUCCUAAGUUUGAAGGUUUUGUGCAUAGGUGUCCACAUUUAACUGUGCAGCUAGUUACAAGGGCAUUUGUGAAUGGUUCCAAAUAAUUGAUUGUGUUUUUGAAUUUGGUUUAUUCCUUGUGUAGCAGAAUAACAUGAUUCUUGCAUUGUUUUCAGUAUGGCUUUUUCUGUAAAGUUAGUCUCUGGUUUGUAAACAUGGUAUAUCCAUUUUUUUUUGUUAUACGACUUCUUUUUUACUUUA